AUGCUUGGCAAACUUCCAAGUUCGAGAUUUGCCAGCAUAUAUGAUUCCCUGCCUUCUGAUGCUCAGCAAGCAUUGGUGGAAAAGCAUCUUAUUCCCCUCCUAAACCUUGCUGGUAAAAGUCGUGCUAAGAAGGCCCUUGCCCACGCUACUCAAUUAAAGAAACGUCAUGCUAACAUUCCGGUCCUCGAUCUCAAAGCGAAGCGGAUGGAGGUCAAUGCGCUGCUCGAGGAGUUGCACAAGGACGCAAAGCGUUCUUUUGUGAAAGAGCGUUCCCAGCAUAGCGAGCUCUUGGACGAAACCGUGCAGACACUGAUAGACUGGCUAAACGAUAUAUGGAGUAUCGUCUACGAGCAUCACGUCGACUUCCUACACGCGCACAAGUGCCUUUUGUUUGUCGCGGGGACGCUAGACCAUAUUGGCAGCGGUCGGUCGGGCUGCCGAUGCGCGUUUACAAAUAUGUAUGUCCACAUCACGCUCAAAAGGAAAUCAGGAAAGCGAAUCAAAUCUUUCGAUAUACAUGGCGCCCAAAACAUUGAGGAGAUUUUGUUCUUUAUCUGGAGAGAUCUCUUCUUGAGCAUGCUGGCUACUGGCAAACCACGAUUGACUGCCUUGAUACCAGGUAUGCUAGAGGAAAUCGAGGACCAGGCGAGUUGGUCUGGUUUAGAACGAGUUCUUUAUGGGGGGACGAAGUGCCCGCGGAAUUAUGAGGAUGAGGAUUACAACGAUGAAGAUGAUGAGGAUGAGUCUGAUUUUGAUGAGGACUUGGGAGGUGACUUUUAUGAUGAAGAGGAGGCCGAAUUCUACGACAACGUCCGCGGUUCGCCCAUUGCGAAACACUGGUCAUAUCGUGUGAGCAGCCAAACCUCACAAUUACGCAAGCAUAUAGUCAAUGCCAUGAUGGUAGUAUUCAAGGCGAAUCCUACACAAAAAUUAUACGCAGCGCUUAGCGCGAUCUCCUCCGACCCCGAAUCCGUGGAGGCGCAGUUAUUGGCCCAUCUUGCGACGAUCGCUACCAGUUCUUCCGAUGCGUUCGCCGCAGCGCUCGACAUCUAUGCUCUUCAGAGAGAUGCUGAGGCGAUCGUUGGAUUGCUGAAUCGAUACUCUCACCUGCUUCGCCCGCGCGACGCCCCGUCGUUACAAAGCGCGGUUUCACUCAUGGCAGACUUCCAGUACCACCGGUUGCGAAGUUUGCAUAUCAUCGAGAAGGAGCUCUUCGACACCGCGAAGGGUGUGCGCGCCGCACUGCUCGUCUCUUUCUCACAGUUUGACCACCCGGCAAACAAGGACGAGCUACAGGAGAUUAUCAAGCUGCGACAGGGCGCCGCAGGACGGCAAGAACGGGUAGAAGCAUGGGUCGAUGCGAUAUCGACCCCUGGCUCAAACGCACCAAACCCUAUGGCAUUCGCCGCAAUGAUGAUGGGACUGCCUCUAAUGCCCGGCUUGGACGCGCCGGAUGAGGCUGAUCCCCUCGGCUACCUGGAUCUGGAUCCUCAUGACCCCGACCUUGAAGAUCUAAGAGAGGAAUUCCGGCCCAACCUUAAGCAGCGCUUUGAGGGAUGGACUGAUGUCGCUAUCACCAUUACAGGCGGCCAUGGUGUCCUUAUCAAUGUAUUCAAAGAAGUAAUUGAGCUCAUGCCAUUCCUACGCGCAAAUGACGUUGUCGAGGAAAUGGUCGGCAGACUUGCGGAUAGGCCGAGCAAACAUUAUGUAUGCGACGGACUUGACGCACUGUCGCACUUCACUAAACAGCAGCGGAAGAAAAUUAUUAAUUUGAGGAACUCGCAGCGGCGUAGUGCCGCCUCGAAGACUGCUCAGAGUACCUCUGGGUCCUCUGCCACGGGCCCCUCGUCGUCUACAACACCACUUCCAGCUCCAUCUCCAGGGCCUAAUCCGUAUCAUGUUGGCCUAGCGGGCUUCCCCUUCGUACCGUCCGAAGUAUUUCCCCAGCCGGGAAAUAGCUUGGAGGACGUCGACUGA
Molecule: messenger RNA, 1977 nt
Organism: Fibroporia radiculosa
Lineage: Eukaryota; Fungi; Basidiomycota; Agaricomycetes; Polyporales; Fibroporiaceae
Exons: 5
Coding region: 1-1977 (658 amino acids)
Source: RefSeq, a predicted model, not a curated record